Enterobius vermicularis (human pinworm) is the source of this 906-nucleotide messenger RNA. The record is from the annotation of a GenBank genome assembly. NCBI's taxonomy places the organism in Eukaryota, Metazoa, Nematoda, Chromadorea, Rhabditida, Oxyuridae.
AUGAUAUCAGAUGUCGUUCAGAUGACUGAUUCGGAGACGAGUUGCGAUAGUGAAUCGAUGGGGAAUUGUGGAUCGGUUAAAAUUAGCAUAUCUAAAGAUGAAAAUUUUAACCUAUUAACUGUUAGACUCGUAGAGGCAUCAGAUUUGAGUGCGAAAAGAGAGGAUGGUCAUCCAAACCCGUAUUUUCGAGUAAUGCUUGAUGUUCCAUGUGCUGGUAGUGAAGAUCGUAACGAAAUGAGGCUACAAUCGAAAGUUUACAAAAAUACAUCUUCACCGAUUUUAAAUGAAGAUUUCUGUUUUCAAGUACCAACUGCAUUGCUGGAUCAAUGCCGUUUAGAGAUUAUGGUCUAUGACUAUGACCAGUUUUCUGUUGAUGAGUGUAUUGGGUAUUGUUGGUUAAAUCUUGGUAGAGUUUCUAUUAGUUCGUCAAAGGAUAGCGUUACAACUUUUUGGGCCGAAGUGUUACCAUUCAGUGAUGAAAGUCGAGGAUUUUUUGGUGAAAUUUUAUCGUCGAUAACGUAUCUUUCGAAAGCCCAACGCUUGACAGUAAAUAUCUUCAAAGCGCGUAACUUACGCAUUGAUGCAGUGGACACUCAACCGGCUAUAUCGGUUCGGGUUUCGCUGAUUAGUGGUGACGAUAAACGUUUAAAACGGAAAAAGACGUCAACAAAGAAGAAGACACGUAAUCCACAAUUCAAUGAAUCCUUAUCUUUUAGUGUAGCCAAAAGCCACCUCUGUGACAUUAAUCUUGAAUUUGAGGUGUUGCAUGAACAUGGAACAUUUGGAAUGGGUUCUAAAGUGAUCGGUAAAAUGAAAUUACCAUUAUCCAGUUGUAAGGAAUUGUGGAGGGCAAUAAUCCGAGAAGAAAAAUCUCAGGCCCGUUGGCAUACCUUACAACAGCCAUAA